Messenger RNA from Cryptomeria japonica (Japanese cedar), 1973 nucleotides. Its product is annotated as laccase-3. Lineage: Eukaryota; Viridiplantae; Streptophyta; Pinopsida; Cupressales; Cupressaceae. The record is from RefSeq and is a predicted model, not a curated record. Gene Ontology annotation, biological process: lignin catabolic process. The coding region runs from base 37 to 1746 and encodes 569 amino acids. The transcript has 6 exons. Gene Ontology annotation, cellular component: apoplast. Gene Ontology annotation, molecular function: copper ion binding; hydroquinone:oxygen oxidoreductase activity.
UUGCAUGUUCAGAUCAGCAUUUUAGUUGACUGUAAUAUGGUGAUAAUGUCAAAGUGUUCCUCAGCACGGUUUUUGGUGCUGCUGUUUACAUUCAUUGUCUCAUUUGGUUCGCUCGCAUGGGCAGACUUCUAUAGUCACACAUUCGUUAUUCGACCGACAAAUAUUACUCGGCUUUGUGAGAAUUAUACCAUAGUCACAGUGAAUGGACAGCUUCCCGGUCCAACUCUGUAUGCUCGAAAUGGCGACACACUUAAUAUUACAGUUAUUAAUAGAGCUCAGCACAAUGCUACAAUCCACUGGCAUGGAAUCAGACAGAUUCGUACAGCAUGGUCUGAUGGACCUGGGUACAUUACACAAUGCCCUAUCCAACCAGGGGGGAAAUUUACGUACACAUUCACCAUUAUUGAUCAGGAAGGAACGUUCUGGUGGCAUGCCCAUGUGUCAUGGCUCCGUGCAACAGUUCAUGGAGCAAUGGUCAUCCUUCCAAAGAAGGGUAGCUCAUACCCGUUUACCCACCCACAUGCUGAGAUUCCUCUAGUACUCGGGGAGUGGUGGAACAGUGAUCCCAUCGAAGUGGAAGCUGAAGCAAAUCUGACUGGAGGUGCGCCGAAUAUCUCAGAUGCUUUCACCAUAAAUGGACAGCCAGGAGACCUCUAUUCCUGCUCAACAUCAGGAACAACAAAGUUCGCUGUACAACAGGGAAAAACCUAUCUUCUUCGUAUUGUCAAUGCUGCAGUCAAUAAUCACCUCUUUUUCAAGGUUGCAUCACACAAUCUUACAGUGGUAUCCGUGGAUGCCUCCUACACAAAGCCGUACACAACUGACAUUCUCAUGUUAACAUCUGGUCAGACUACAGACGUUCUUCUCACAGCCAAUCAAGUGACAGCCAAAUACUAUAUUGGGGCCAAAGUAUACACUACUCAAGCUGAAGCAAAUAUUGAUAACACCACAACAACCGCCAUUAUGAGCUACGUGGGUUCUAAUGCAUCUGCCACUCCAAUCAUUCCAGAGCUUCCAAUAUACAAUGACACUGAAACUGUGACCACAUUUACCCAAUCCUUACGAAGCCUUGCUUCAGAGGAACAUCCGGUGGACGUUCCCCAAAGCAUAAGCGACAGUAGUAUCAUAACCGUAGGACUCGGUUUACGUCCUUGUGAAACCGGUGGUACCUGUAGUGGCCCUAACAAUACCAGAGUCACAUCCAGUAUGAACAAUGUAUCUUUUGUGCUGCCAGAAGUUGCCAUUCUGCAAGCUUAUCACUUCGGUGUUAAUGGAGUCUUUAGCACCGACUUUCCUUCACAUCCACCAGUUGUGUAUAAUUAUACUGGUGAUGUACCCAAAACGCUGUGGGCUCCAGUUUCUGGAACGAGGGUGAAAGUGAUUGAAUAUAAUGCCACAGUUCAGAUUGUGUUCCAGGGAACCAGUAUCUUCCAGGAAGACAACCAUCCAAUGCAUAUUCAUGGUUAUGACUUUUAUGUUGUAGGAGAGGGUUUUGGAAAUUAUAAUAAUGAUACAGAUCCAAGCUCUUUCAACCUGGUCGAUCCUCCGCAACGAAAUACUGUGGGAACUCCUGUGAAUGGAUGGACUGCUGUCAGAUUCAAAGCUACCAAUCCAGGUGUUUGGUUCGUACAUUGUCACUUUGAUGAUCAUGUAACAUGGGGGUUGAGCAUGGUUUUACUAGUGAAGAACGGUCACAGUGAGCUCGAAAGUUUGAAGGGUCCUCCCAAUGAUCUCCCAGAAUGCUAGUGCAGAUUAUAACAUCAGAGUUUUCAUUCUCGUGUUAAUCACCCUAGCGUGCUCUUGAUUUUAUUUUAGAGACGACGCUUCAAUGAAUUCGUCCAUAAGAUAUAGUGAGUGAUGUACGCUAUUAAAAAGGAAGGAUCCUUAUGUUUUUAGUUCAACUAUAUUACCUCAGGAAGAGUAUUCCAGUGAUAUUACGUCAGCAAGAGUAUUCCAGUGUCAUUAAGUGUAUU